UCCCCGUCCCCAAGAUGGCGUCCAUCAUGGAGGGUCCGCUGAGUAAAUGGACGAACGUGAUGAAGGGCUGGCAGUACCGCUGGUUUGUGUUGGAUUACAACGCCGGCCUGCUCUCCUACUACACGUCGAAGGACAAAAUGAUGAGAGGAUCACGGAGAGGAUGUGUCCGGCUCAGAGGGGCUGUAAUUGGCAUAGACGAUGAGGACGACAGCACCUUUACUAUAACGGUUGAUCAGAAAACCUUCCAUUUCCAGGCUCGAGAUGCUGAUGAACGCGAGAAGUGGAUUAAUGCUCUAGAAGAAACCAUCUUGCGUCACACACUGCAGAUACAGGGUGUGGAUUCAGGGUUUGUUCCAAGUGUUCAAGACUUCGAUAAGAAGCUUGCAGAGUCUGACGCAUACCUACAGAUUCUCAUUGACCAGAUCAAGUUGUUUGAUGACAAAAUUCAAAACUGCAAGGAUGAUGAACAGAGGAAGAGAAUUGAAAAUCUCAAGGACACCACAAGUAGCAUGGUAGAAUCAAUCAAACACUGCAUAGUUUUGCUGCAGAUUGCAAAGGAUCAAACUAAUGAGGACAAGCACGCAGAUGGACUUAUAAGCACCAUAAAUCCAGUGGACUCCAUUUACCAGCCUAUACCCUUGGAUCCACCAGUGAGCUGCACGAUGCCAUCACAAACUGUCCCAAUGCCAGAAUCAGAAUUGGCAGGUAAAGGGGAGCCACGGCCAUCCUCCUUAGCAGUUGGACCAGCAGUGACGACCAUUGGAAGCCACCAGACUCCAACUCCCAACAGUACAGGAAGCGGUCAAUCUGUCCCCAGCAGCAGCCUGACCUCCCCCAGCCAUGUUAAUCUGUCUCCGAACACCGUCCCAGAUUUCUCCUACUCCAGCAGUGAGGACGAGUUCUAUGAUGCCGACGAAUAUUAUCAGACCGGUUCCUCCCCAAAACGCGGCAUGGACUCAUCAGAGUCUGCGGCAGCCUUGACUCACAGUAGCACGGGAACCAGUUUGAAGAGACCAGAUACUGCAGAAUCCCUGAACUCCUCAAUGUCCAAUGGGACAAAUGAUGCAGAUCAGUUUGACACCCAUGAUGACCAUGAUGAUGGAGAAGGAGAGUCGGUAGAAGAACAUAAAAGUGUUAUAAUGCACCUCCUGUCUCAGGUCCGGCUGGGAAUGGACCUUACUAAGGUUGUGCUUCCCACUUUUAUUCUUGAAAGAAGAUCGCUUCUGGAAAUGUAUGCGGAUUUCUUUGCACAUCCAGACCUGUUUGUAAGCAUUGGUGACCACAAGGAUCCCAAAGACAGGAUGGUACAGGUGGUUAGAUGGUACCUAUCGGCAUUCCACGCUGGCAGGAAAGGAUCAGUGGCAAAGAAGCCUUAUAACCCCAUCCUGGGAGAGGUUUUCCAGUGUCAUUGGGAUUUGCCAGGUCUUGAAAAUGAAGAAAACGCUGAGACAGUUUCUGAAGGGCCAGUACCGUGGGCUUCCAAAAACAAUGUAACGUUUGUGUCCGAGCAGGUCUCGCACCACCCACCAAUUUCAGCCUUUUAUGCCGAAUGUUAUAACAAGAGAAUACAGUUUAACGCUCACAUAUGGACCAAGUCCAAAUUUUUAGGAAUGUCCAUUGGGGUCCACAAUAUUGGACAAGGCUGUGUCACUUGUUUGGACUAUGAUGAACAUUACAUCCUAACAUUCCCCAAUGGAUAUGGGAGAUCCAUCCUGACUGUGCCGUGGGUGGAACUCGGAGGAGAGUGCAGUAUUAAUUGUUCCAAAACCGGCUACAGUGCCACAAUCACCUUCCACACCAAACCUUUCUAUGGUGGGAAAAAACACAGAGUCACAGCGGAAAUCUAUCCUCCAAAUGAGAAGAAAUCAUUCUGUUCUGUCGAAGGGGAGUGGAAUGGGGUCAUGUAUGCAAAAUAUUCAAAUGGGGAAAAUUUAGUUUUUAUAGAUACCAAGAAGAUGCCUCCAGUGAAGAAAAAGGUUCGGAAAUUGGAAGAUCAACUUGACUAUGAAUCUCGAAGGCUGUGGAGAGAUGUAACGUAUAACUUGAAAAUCAGAGAUAUUGAUUCAGCAACAGAAGCAAAGCACAGUUUGGAAGAGAGACAGCGAGCGGAGGCGAGAGACCGCAAAGAGAAGGAAUCUCAGUGGGAGACCCGGUUGUUCCAUGAAGACGGAGAAUGCUGGGUAUAUGAUGAUCCGUUACUGAAAAGACAGCCUUCCUUGAAACAUUAAAAACUUUAAGUGACUUACAGAAUAAUUUGUGGCAGAACAUUUUCUGAAACCUGUAUCGUUCUUUCAAUGCCAAGAAAUGAAGGUAUCCGUAAAAGGCCAGAUGAGCAGAUACUCCCUGUAGUGCUGAGCCCGCCACUUACACUGCAGUGGUUCCUAACUCAGGGAAACUGGACUUUACAAACAGAUGGACAAUUCAAACAGGGUUCCAUCCCUGAACAACAUAAUGCUCAUAUCUUAUACCAUAUGCUUUAAUGGCCCUGUUCAUUCCCUUUAACACAAUGAAUUAGACUGACAAGUGUGUAUGCCGGUCUCUCUGUUCCCAUUAUAAAAGUGUGUAAUACAGGAACACAGAAAGAACCUUGCUCAUAAUUUCAUAUUCUUAUACUCUUUCUUGAUUGCAGGACUCAAAAUUGCAAUUGUAUAUCCAAACCUUUCAAUUAUUGUAUAUACAGCAUAAACCUGGAAUUUUAAUACAGCAUACAGAACUAUUUCAUUCUCGAAACUGGUUUCAUUCAUUUCUGUUGGACAUUCAGUCCCCAUACCUGCAGAAACUGAUUUUCAAUCAAUUAUCAACAUGCAUUCUCAAUACUUCUCAUAUAGCUUCAUCCAUGUUAUAUUUUCCUGCAUUUGUAUUUAUUUCCUAAUAAAGGUAGAACAAAUUA
Pelobates fuscus (common spadefoot toad) is the source of this 2890-nucleotide messenger RNA. RefSeq names its product oxysterol binding protein like 9 (gene OSBPL9). The transcript is spliced from 24 exons. NCBI's taxonomy places the organism in Eukaryota, Metazoa, Chordata, Amphibia, Anura, Pelobatidae. Gene Ontology annotation, cellular component: membrane; cytosol; intracellular membrane-bounded organelle. Gene Ontology annotation, molecular function: sterol binding. The record is from RefSeq and is a predicted model, not a curated record. Bases 15 to 2228 code for a protein of 737 amino acids.